Linum trigynum is the source of this 327-nucleotide messenger RNA. Lineage: Eukaryota; Viridiplantae; Streptophyta; Magnoliopsida; Malpighiales; Linaceae. The record is from the annotation of a GenBank genome assembly.
AUGUGCGAUUCGGACGACGAACUCGCAGUUGGAAUCCCCCGGAGGAAGUUCGACCUCCGCCUUGGGGAGCAUCCGGUGCUCGCGAGUGGUAGGGUUCCAGAAUGCGAUUUCCUCGUCCGAAUUGCGGAGCGCGAGCAGUCCGUUGCAGCAGUAGAGGAUCUCGGUUCCGAACAUGUGAGCUUCGAGCGGGUGGUCCAGCUUCGCUGCGGCGGCGUGGAGGCGUUCGAGGUCCACGGAGGAGAGAAAACAGCUGUCGAUUCUCGACGACUUGCGGUAGCAGAAGCUAGGACUUACCUAGGGCGCUAUUGCAGCCAUGGAAGACGAUGA